Larimichthys crocea (large yellow croaker) is the source of this 1046-nucleotide messenger RNA. NCBI's taxonomy places the organism in Eukaryota, Metazoa, Chordata, Actinopteri, Sciaenidae. The record is from the annotation of a RefSeq genome assembly.
AUGAAUCCUAUUGUUUCAUGCACCUUAUUAAUUACUCUCGGACUUGGAACUACAAUCACAUUUGCAAGCUCUCACUGAUUUCUCGCCUGAAUGGGCCUUGAAAUCAAUACCCUUGCUAUCUUACCGCUCAUGGCCCAAUAUCAUCACCCCCGGGCAACCGAAGCCACCCUUAAAUAUUUCCUUACACAAGCAACUGCAGCUUCCACCCUCCUCUUUGCUACUACCACAAACGCCUGACUAAACGGACAGUGAGAUAUUCAACACAUAACUCACCCACUCCCCAUUACCCUGUUCACCAUCGCCCUGGCCCUAAAAAUUGGCCUAGCCCCUCCCACCAUCUGACUCCCUGAAGUUUUACAAGGACUAGACCUCAUUACAGGACUUAUCAUAUCCACCUGACAAAAACUUGCCCCAUUCGCCCUACUCCUCCAAAUCUACCCCGCCAACUCGACCCUUCUUAUUAUGCUAGGCUUAACAUCAACCCUUAUUGGGGGCUGAGGCGGAUUAAACCAAACUCAACUACGAAAAAUUCUUGCCUACUCCUCAAUUGCCCACCUCGGCUGAAUAAUCCUCGUCCUACAAUUCUCCCCCGCCCUCACCCUCCUCACCCUCUUCAUAUAUAUUAUCAUGACCUUCUCAACAUUCCUCGUAUUCCACCUAAACAAUGCAACUAAUAUUAAUACCCUGGCUACAACCUGAGCCAAAACCCCCGCACUCACGGCUCUCACACCCCUCCUCCUCCUCUCCCUGGGAGGCCUCCCCCCACUCUCAGGCUUUAUGCCAAAAUGACUAAUCCUCCAAGAACUGGCCAAACAAGACCUAGCUUUAACCGCCACCUUGGCUGCACUUACCGCGCUCCUCAGCUUAUACUUCUAUCUGCGAUUAUCAUAUGCUUUAGCCCUAACAAUAUUUCCCAACAACCCAACAGGCACCCCACCUUGACGCCUUCAGUCACCCCAAAUUGUAUAUCCCCUCGCCCUUUCAAUUACAGCCACCCUUACACUCCUCCCCCUCACCCCCACCAUCACAGCACUAAUAACUCCUUA